UCUACAGGAAUUGCCGAUCCAAAGGCCUGGCUCAGGAGUGAUCCUGUGCCACCUGUACCAUCAAGAUCAAGAUCAAGGUCAUCCUGCUUUCCGUCAAGGGAAGGUAAACAAAUCCAGGCGGUGGAUGAGGAACACGUGCAGGGAUAAACAACAAGUGGUGGAGGUCAGACCAGGCAGCAGUUAUGGGGUCAACUGAGCAGUGGGCAUGUGAAGAGCUGGAGCGCUUGGGUCUCUGUGAUCCCCAGGUGAUCAUCCGUUACCUGCAGCCUAUUGAGGACCCUGCUGAGGUGAGGGAAUACCUGACCUCCAUGUUGGACAGCUCUGAACCCUCACACACCAGAUUCAUUGAGGAGUUCCUGCGCAGGCAACAGGAGGCAAAGGCAAGCAAAGACUUGAGGUUUUAUCGCAAGCCUGACCUUGAGAUUGACUCUAUCAAGGUCACUGACAAGAAGAAACAAAAAGCACCAAAAGAGAGCAAUGGGAGAGGACAGAGGGAAAGUUCUAAUGGUGUUGCCUCUGCUCCUCCAUCCUCCACACCCUUUUCUAACACCUCCUCCUCCAGCUCAUCAUCAGGUAAGAAGAAAACAAAAUUUGUUAACCUGUAUUCUGAGGAUGGAGCAAAUAAGGAUGUUGUGCUGCUGAGUGGGCGGCACCGCUGUGAGUGCCAGGCCUCGCGACACCGCCUGGUGGGAAACUGCUUGCAUUGUGGCCGUGUGGUGUGCCAGCAGGAGGGCUCUGGGCCAUGCCAGUUUUGUGGUAACCUGGUGGUGACAAGGGAGGAGAGGGAAUUGCUCAAUCGUGGCUCAAAGAAAUCAGAGGCCUUGCAACGACGACUCCUGAGUGAGAAAAAUGCAAUGGUCAAGGAACUGCCACCACCAGAGGAGCAGACAGAUGCCCUGCAGAAGGCAGUUGACCACAAGAAUCGCCUCCUGGAGUUUGACCGGACAAGUGAACGGCGAACACGCGUCUUGGAUGAUGAGAGUGACUAUUUUAGCCUCGACUCUCGCUGGCUGGCUGAAGGCGAUCGGGAGAAGCUGCGGCAGCGGGAGGAAGAGCUGAGGGCCAAGAGGUUCUCACGAGGUGGCCAGACGGUGACAAUCGACUUGGUCAGCAGGCGUGUGGUGGAGGACGAGUGGACUACAGCAAUUUACAACCCUGAUGACCCACUGGUGAAGGAGGUGCUGGAGGGGCGGACCAGUGACAUUUUUUCAGCCCCAGACAGGGAGGAGAGUGGACCAAAGGUGGAAGUGAGUCGGCCAAUAUAUCAAGACACUGGCCUGACCACCACCAGCAUGCACAAGGCUGGCAGGAAGUUUGGUGGACCUCUUCGUGUUCAGGACCGAGAGUUGCAAGAGAUGAGGGAUGAGGGGAUGUGUCUCAGCAUGCACCAGCCCUGGGCAAGUCUUCUAGUGGCUGGGAUAAAGAUCCACGAGGGACGCACAUGGUACUCUGCCCACCGUGGGAGGCUGUGGAUUGCUGCUGCUGCAAAAAUCCCUCAGCUGGAGGAAAUACGACAACUUGAAGACCGUUAUCGUGUUCUGUUAGGCAAGGAGAACAUAACAUUCCCCCAGCACUAUCCUCCAGGCUGUCUGCUGGGAUGUGUCGAUGUUGUUGAUGUCCUGCCACAGGAAGAGUACCGGGAGCGGUUUCCUGAGGGUGAGAGUGAGUCUCCCUAUGUGUUUGUCUGCCAGAACCCACAGGAGAUGGUCAUAAAAUUCCCAAUCAAAGGACAGCACAAGAUAUUUAAAUUGGAGUCCAAGAUCCACCAAACAGCAAAGAAGGCACUGAGGCACAAUUAAUAGUGAGAGAGAUAGAUGGGGAAAAGGAGAAAUUAUGUGUAUGUAGGGAUAAGAGUAAAUGAAUGAAGGAAGAGGGAUAAGAGGAUUUGUGGAAGAGAACAGAUGAAGAAGAAAGAGUAACUGUGUGUAGGAAGAAGGGGGAGAAGAACAAAAUGGAAUAAAAGAGGAUUCAUGUAUAUACAGUGUAAGUAGACAGGCAGACUUUAUUACAAGCCUCCCAUUGGACAGGGCAUGAAAAACAGUAACAUUGAAGGAGCAAGGAGGACCAGACAUCCCCAUGCUACUAUGCUAAUAACACACUGCACACCAUACACAGCAGCCUGACAUCCUGGUAAAGGUGGCCUGCUGAGACAAGUCACCCACUUGCAUACACUGACACACUCAAACAUUUUUUUGCAUAUUUAUCACUGAAGAAGAAUGCUGAAAAAAUAAGAGUAAUAUUUUUGAGAAGAAAAAUUACUUGCUUUACUUAUUGUUUCCCAUUCACACCACCACCACCACCACCACCUAGUUACACACACACACACAUGCACCUGAUCCUCAUGUUCCUUCAGUGUUGGUUCACAUUCAAGUUAACUUGAUCAAACAGAAGCACAACACACCACCAACAUACUAAGACUUCAAGAGCAGUUGAAUGAAAGUAAGUUAGUUUGGUAAAGGUUCUCAACAACAAUCUCGUUUUUCACCUCCAAAAAAGAAUGCACAAUAAUCACACAGUUGUAAUUUUGUUAAUUUAUCUCAGCUGUGCAUUUUCCUUUGUGUACUGGGAAUCCUCUCUUUAGUGUUUUUAUUUCCAGAACAAGGCCAAAGUGUGAUGUCUCUGGGCCACCUCUGUACAGGGAAUCUUUGCCUGAUGUCUUAGGGGAAUGGUAUAUAUAUUCAGUGAAAUAUAAGGAAAUACAUAACAAAUCCAUGUGUUAAAGAAUGGUAUGUAGAUAUUCAGUAAAAUGAAAUACUUAACAAAUACUUGUCUUAAACAAAUGGUAUGUAUAUAUUCAGCAAGAUGAAAAAAUGUAUGACAAAUAAAGGAAUGGUACUUAUAUAUUCAGUGAGAUAAAGAAAAUAUAUAACAAAUACAUGUCUUAAUACUUGGUGAGGUUAACACUAUAUAUAAAUAUAUGUGUCAUAAGGGAAUGGGUACAUAUAUCUUCAGUGAAAACACACACACACACACACACACACACACACUCAGUUGCAUUCUGUUUCUUUUCUCUACAAAUCAAAGGAGCAGCAUUCUGGGGAGCACAAUGGUUCAGGCAGCAGCAUGCCACACAGGAAGUCCUGGGUUGGAAUCCUGGCUAACAAUUUUCCCAGGUGACUGCCCAUUCCUUAAAUUGGUACGCAGUCUUCAGUGGCUGGGAAAGUUAAAGUCACUGGAGAAGGGAACUGGCAGUCCUAUGACAGAACUUUCUCAGAUGACUGGCUGUGCCUAAAUUCACCCAGUCUUAAAUCACUACUGGUCUACAAUGGCUGGGAUAGUUAAAGACAGCUGAGAAAAGAACUGGCCUCCCUACUCCACAUGCUGAGGUCUUGGAUUGGGUGAUGCUGUCUGCCCAUUGCCUCCCCUCCAGAGUGUUGCAUGCUUUAACUUGCAACUCUUUUGUGGCUCAGUGUAAACUCGAGAGGGCAGCUGUACUUGCCUCUUACGAGCCACUGCAGGCUGGCUUGUAGUGUGUUGUAUCUGGUGUGAGGAAAUGAAUGUAAAAGUCUUCAUCAGUCUUUGUUGUUGCUCCUUAUGACAUACCUAGGAUGAUGAUGAUGAUGAUGAUGAUGAUGAUGAUGAUGAUGAUGAUGAUGAUCUAAGCUGCCAUUAAAAACUGCACAUAUGAUUAAUUUAUCUUUAUGCUGUGAAUAGUUGGAUUGAAAAUUAUUAUUAUUAGUAACUGAUAACUGGAAUAUUUAGUUAUCAGUAGCAAUAUUUAUAGUAGUAGUAGUAGUAAUGUUAAAUGUAUGGAACACAAUCAACAGAAAAUUACCAUAGUAGUUGACUGGCCUAGACUUGGUUAACAGUUGUGUUAAAUGAUAAUAAUACAGUACCUUGCAUAAUGUACAGUAAUAUUUUCAGAUGAAUGGUCCGAUCAUACAAAACCAUGCUAUGCACACAAUAUAUCAAAUGGGAAAAAAUAUGUUAAGUUAGAUGAAGCUAUGAAUAAUAUUAAAAUUCCUGUGAGUGGUCAGGGCACAGCACCACCUACACUCACCACCGUCCUGCUAACCUUUGUUGCCUUGCUCCAUUGCUCCCCCACCACUUAUAAGGGACCCCCAACACUGCAUCACACUCAGUAGACAAGUUGACAAAGGCUGACAAAACACUUCAGUCAGUUGACAAAACACUUCAGCAGUUGAAUCCUGCUGCAUGUGAUAAGAUGCUGCAUGCAUCUUGUCCUCCCAGUUUAUCCUGCUGUAGUGUUCAUAGUGUGAUGCAGCAUCAAAGGCCUCCAAGAGUGUGGGAGGAGAGUGAUCAUGACACAGGUAAACCUCAGAGUUGAAAGAAACAUGAGAUAGACAGGGAGAUGGUGGAUGGAAGCAGCAUCACAACAUGCUCUCACACCUUCUGAUCAACACACUAAGGGCAGCACUUUGCUAUCCAUCUCAUUUAUCUGAUGAUACUGUUUGUUAAAAAUGAUGAUGUACUGAAGAAACUAAUGAGUUGGGUUCUAUAAUUCAUGAGUGGAGGGAGCAGAUGACAUGGCAAGAUAAGAGCAUCAGUUCUGGGUGUAAGUGACGCUUUCAUACUUACACUCUUCACACUCACAUUCCACCAAACCAAAGGAUGAACAGUAAAGAAAUUCCCAGUUAGCUUACCCCUAUUUCAUCUGCCAGUACCUGAUACUGACUGCACAAUAUUAUUAAUAUGACAGCCAUGUAACUGAAAAAGAUAAAAAUAUAUGAAGGAUUGAUUGCCUUCUGGCACGGAAAUGUAUGGAAAAAUAUUUCACAUUGAAAGCAAUAAAAAUUCUGGUUUAU
Scylla paramamosain (green mud crab) is the source of this 4766-nucleotide messenger RNA. RefSeq names its product activating signal cointegrator 1-like. NCBI's taxonomy places the organism in Eukaryota, Metazoa, Arthropoda, Malacostraca, Decapoda, Portunidae. Bases 183 to 1799 code for a protein of 538 amino acids. The transcript is spliced from 2 exons. The record is from RefSeq and is a predicted model, not a curated record. Gene Ontology annotation, biological process: positive regulation of DNA-templated transcription. Gene Ontology annotation, cellular component: nucleus. Gene Ontology annotation, molecular function: zinc ion binding; transcription coactivator activity.